AUGAGGCUCCAUCCCCUCCUUUCUGUUCUCCUUUUUGUGACUAUCAUACCAAAAGCAGGGGCUGGCGUGAUCCCGGGGCUGAAACAGUGUGUUCUCCUGAAAGGGGUGUGCAAAGACGGGGGCUGCACCUCCACGGAUGACACCAUCGGGGUCUGCAACCAAGACAAAAAGUGCUGUCGAAAGUGGUGGAUACUUUCUCCCUACCCAACGCCAGUCCCCAAAAUCAAGUCUCCCUAAACGGGAGCAAACUGUAACCUGUUGAAGUCCAGAAACGUGGAUGUGUUUUGCAGACCUCUGUUUUCCUCAAGUCCUUUGUCUCCUCUGCUGGAAAUAAAUGUCUUAA
Molecule: messenger RNA, 343 nt
Organism: Talpa occidentalis (Iberian mole)
Lineage: Eukaryota; Metazoa; Chordata; Mammalia; Eulipotyphla; Talpidae
Gene: DEFB130B
Product: defensin beta 130B
Exons: 2
Coding region: 1-237 (78 amino acids)
Biological process (GO): defense response to bacterium; cell chemotaxis
Molecular function (GO): chemoattractant activity; CCR6 chemokine receptor binding
Source: RefSeq, a predicted model, not a curated record